Molecule: messenger RNA, 1006 nt
Organism: Magnolia sinica
Lineage: Eukaryota; Viridiplantae; Streptophyta; Magnoliopsida; Magnoliales; Magnoliaceae
Product: protein LIFEGUARD 2-like
Exons: 4
Coding region: 142-873 (243 amino acids)
Cellular component (GO): membrane
Source: RefSeq, a predicted model, not a curated record
CCGUCUUCUUCACUCGAAUUCAAUUCUCUGCGACGAACGAAUCCAGCAUUUUUCUCGCCAUUUUCUUCCUUCUUGAAUUCUCAUUUCCUUCCCUGCUCGCGUGUCUACGCUUUCUCUGUACUCUGCUCUGAUCCAGAAACGAUGUGGGUCCCAGCGUACGGCAAGACCGGCGACGUCGAGACCGGUGCUCGGCCACUCUAUCCGUUGAUGCUCGAGAACCCAGAGCUGCGGUGGGCCUUCAUUAGGAAGAUAUACUCCAUCCUCACCAUCCAGAUGCUGCUGACCAUUGCCGUUGCUACAACAGUCGUCACCGUCCGCCCUAUCUCCCACUUCUUCGUCUCGUCGGGGGUGGGGCUGGGCCUCUACAUCUUCAUCAUCAUCCUGCCGUUCAUUGUUAUCUGUCCUCUGUAUUACUAUUAUCAAUGGCAUCCUGUGAACUUCCUUCUCCUUGGUGUGUUUACGGUGUCUCUCAGCUUCGCCGUCGGGCUGACGUGCGCAUUCACCAGUGGGAAGGUUAUUUUAGAAUCUGUUAUUUUAACGACUGCGGUGGUCGUGAGUCUCACGCUCUACACAUUCUGGGCUGCUAGGAGAGGCCAUGAUUUCAACUUCCUUGGACCAUUCUUGUUUUCCGCCAUAAUAGUGCUGGUGGUGUUCUCCCUCAUCCAGAUGCUGUUCCCAAUGGGUAAACUAACAAUGAUGAUAUAUGGUGGCUUGGCGGCAAUUGUAUUCUCUGGGUACAUCAUAUAUGACACGGACAACCUGAUAAAGCGCUACUCGUAUGAUGAGUAUAUAUGGGCCGCCGUAUCUUUGUAUCUCGACAUCAUUAACCUUUUCCUGUCACUCCUCACACUCUUCAGAGCAGCUGAUAGUUGAAAGGUGUUCCGGCCCAUCAAUGGCCAUCACAACAAUGACCAUGUAAAAGGUGUUAGUUCCUGUAACCGAUCCGUAAUGUUCAAUCUUGCUUUCAGUUCUCAACGAAUUGAAUAUAUGCUUGGCUUUCUUUCAA